Molecule: messenger RNA, 3382 nt
Organism: Strongylocentrotus purpuratus (purple sea urchin)
Lineage: Eukaryota; Metazoa; Echinodermata; Echinoidea; Camarodonta; Strongylocentrotidae
Product: sodium-dependent phosphate transporter 2
Exons: 11
Coding region: 236-1936 (566 amino acids)
Biological process (GO): phosphate ion transmembrane transport
Cellular component (GO): membrane
Molecular function (GO): phosphate transmembrane transporter activity
Source: RefSeq, a predicted model, not a curated record
CCUGCUACAAAUUUAAGUUGACAAUUGUAACAAUAGCUAGUAGCUGAUAAGUAUUUUGAUAUAGUUUGCAAGCCGAAUCCUUCAAGACAUUUCCCCAGGUGAUAUUGACAAGAUCGGGUGUUGUAGCUCUGCUGGAGGUUAACAGUGAGGCAAGGUGCCUCAUCAAAUCAUCAAACAGUACAUCACAUCUCUUCCUUUUCAGAUUGUAUUGUCCAAGAAACUCCCUUCAUUCAAAAUGUCUCACUAUUAUGCUGGAGAUUCGACGGUAAUAUGGAUAGUCGUCAUAAGCUUCAUCGUCGCCUUCGUGCUAGCCAUGGGCCUCGGAGCCAACGAUGUCGCCAAUUCCUUCGGUACUUCAGUCGGCGCUGGGGUUCUGACGCUCUACCAAGCGUGCGUGGUGGCCGCCAUCUUUGAAACGGCUGGCGCCAUAUUGCUUGGGUACAGGGUGUCGGAUACCAUUCGGAAAGGCAUCUUCGAUCCCCUUCUCUACAAUGGCCGUGAUGAGCUACUUCUCAUAGGAAACCUGUGUGCUUUGUCAGCUUCCGGUAUAUGGCUCUUUACUGCCACUAUCCUCAGUGUACCAGUUUCUGCUACACACAGCAUUGUUGGUGCAACACUGGGCUUCCAUAUGGUGGUCUACGGAGGGGUUGGAGUCAACUGGAACACUGUUGUUGCCAUUGUAAUCUCAUGGUUCGUGUCACCCGUGCUGUCUGGUUUCAUCUCAUCGUGUAUCUACGGUCUCCUCUAUUUCUCCGUCAUAAAAAGGGACGACCCUCUGAAGUGGGGUAUAUACACUGUUCCGAUGUGGUACUUCUUCCUCAUCUUUAUCAAUUUCUUCUCCAUCUUCUACGGAUCAUCAGUAUUGUUCGGAUUUGAUGAGCUUUGGAUUGUGAUGGUCAUCUCAAUCGGUGGUGGACUAGUUGUCGCUGGAUUUGGAUUCUUCUUCAUCAUACCUUGGAUUAAAAAGAGAGUUUAUAAAUUAAAAAAACAGGAGAAACUAGAAAAAGCAGAGGAAGGACACACACAGAUUGAUCAAGAACAAGAGACUGAAUUAAAAGGUUUACCCAAUGCCCACAACGCUGGUGAUGCCGCCUCACUAGAGAAGAAAAACCCUGACGAUCCAGACGCCAUUUUGGUUCCCGAACCCCCGAUGACUAAUGGCAUAGGCAACGGAAUGACCAGUGGAAUGACCAAUGGAAUGUCCACUGGAAUGUCCAAUGGAAUGGGCAACGGAGCUGUGCCAGACUACGACAGAGCAAUAAUGGUCGAGAUGACUGUAAAUGACGAAGGCGAGGGUAACUCUGAUAAAUGGCUGGUUAAGAAGGGAUCCAAGGAAUGGGACUCCGUCAAAGACACGACAGAGGUUCGGGCCAUCUGCUCUCCGUUGCAGGUGGUAUCCGCCUGCUUUGCCGCUUUCUCACACGGAGGAAAUGAUGUCAGCAACGCCAUCGGUCCCCUGAUCAGUAUCUGGACCAUCUUUACCACCGGUUCUGUAGACCAGGAGACCCUUACCCCUAUCUGGAUCCUACUCUACGGAGGUGUAGGCAUCUCACUGGGUCUCUUCCUAUUCGGCCGUCGCGUUAUCAAGACAAUCGGAGAAGAUCUCACCCCAAUGACCCCGUCCAGUGGCUUCUGUGUCGAGCUUGGGUCUGCCUCCACGGUACUCUUAGCAUCCAACCUAGGCAUCCCUAUCUCCACCACCCAUUGUCAAGUUGGCUCCGUCUGCGGCGUGGGCUGGCUGAGGACGCGUAAGGCUGUUGACUGGCCUCUGUUCUCAGGGAUCUUCUUUGCCUGGGUGGUGACCCUUCCAGCUACCAUGAUGCUUAGUUCAGGUCUCAUGGGAUUCCUGCAGCACGUCGUUCCCGGGGGUUGCGAACUGGUUCCCAUCCCACUGGACAAUUCCACCGCAAUGGCAACUACUCUGGGAUUGGUGUAAAGAAACGCAUUUUUUUAUGCUGAUUGUAGAUCUGGUUGGAAGGAACAAUCCGACAAUGCAUGGUGUCUCACUGGUGGAGCAGUGGUCUCGUAACUGCAAGGCAACGGGUCCGAAAACAAUUUGGUGCCGUUGCGUCUUUUGCUAAUAAAUGCAUGGAUCUUCAACUGCCAAGUACCCUAGAAGAGGAUUUAAAGUUAUAAGUCCCCUGAUACUUACCGAUCUACAAUCAUCGGGUAAAUCAAAUCAUCAUCAAAUACAUUUAUAGAUCAGACCAGAUCACUCCCUGUAAACGCCAGAAUCAAUAACUGCCCUUAGUAUUGGAACUUUCAGAUACACAGAAAUCUUUAAAAGCUGCAUACUAAAGACCUGUGAUGUGCAGUUGAGGAAUCACUAAUUAAACUCCUGGCAUUAACAUCAAGUGAUUUGAUGUAUAUUAUUUUAGAAAAUUGAUUGGAUGCUAUCACAUAUAUGUACAUGUCGUUAUAUGCCAUCAUUAAGUAAUUUGAUUUGGACUUUAGGUUUUUUUUUUGGAACAGGGUAUCUAAUUUAUGUACAUGCCUUCUUUGUGUAAAAGUCCACUUAAAAUGAUGUGAUGAUCUUAUUGUUAAAACAGAUUAAAACAUAUUAUAAGAGAAAAUACGUCGACAGAGGUUUAUAAAGCAAUUUAUUAUCGAUUGCUAGACUGAUGAAGAUUGUUUAAUGUCCAAAAUACCAGACAUGAAAUGAGCAGUUUUUCGUAUUAAAACAAAACGAUCAUGCACACAGAACAAGGGGGUGAGGGCGCAUGAUAUACAUGUACUUUCUAGUGACCAAAUGAAAUUGAACAUGCAAAACCUUCAUGUGAAUUCGAGUCACUAAUGAAGAAGAGUCUUGCGAAAUCUUAAUCUGUUGACACGUUAAAAAGAAAACUUAGAAUAGGUAUAAGUUCAGACGGAGGCAAGUAACCCUGGGGGUAAAGGUCGGUGUUAAGAGCUAGUCGGGGUAAAUAUGGUGAGGUUGGUGUAAAGGUGACCGUCUGAACGAUGAUCGUGUUAGCUACGCCUACCUUUACCCCGACCUAUUUACUCCCGGAUUUUUCCAGGAGUAAUCCGCUAACACGACUGGAGGGUAGCGUAAGUUGACCGUGUGGAUGCUCUCACUCACACCCGGGAGUAUCCGUGACCUUUGACGAGCCAUCUAUACACAGAGUUUGGCCAACUUGGUUUCACUGGGUCACAUCAUGGCGUAUAUUCUUUUGUUUUGUGCUUGUCCAACGAAGCAGUAGUCGACAUAUUUCGUCCAACGCUGGUCGGUUGAAGGUCGUGUUAACUUAAUCUUGGCAAGUUGGUCCGAGUAAGAGCGUGCGGACAACUAAUGGUGUCAGUGAAAUAUACAUGAGGUAUCUACUGCUGCAGGGGUUGCCUUACGCCGACUAGCAAAAUGCCGUCUGAAUAAGACUAUUACCUA